AUGGACAAUGAGAAAGAUGUAGGGACUACUGAAGACACCUUUACUGAGCUGGCUUCAUCAGAAAAUGGCCAUUUUUUGAUAAUUCAGAUUACUUACAUGUCACUGAACACAUACAUUGUAAUAGGCUGUCUUCAGAAUGUACCACAAGAAGUGGUGGAACUUGACCUUGCAAUCUGCCUGCUGGAUGAUAACUUUUUAGUGACCCUCCCAACUGCUCUGAAAGAGAUGGAUGGUUUAAGUGUUCUAACGGCCUCCAACAAUAUGAUGCGAAUUUUUCCAUACAAUUUGUUUCCAUUACAUGAAUUUGCUUUGGAUUUGUCAAAUAAUCCAUUCACUUCACGCUAUUUUGUGAUACCAGAUAGACCUCAGAAGUACGAACCACCAUCUCUCAAAGAACUUGCUGCCCGAACUGUGGUUGACUACAGGUAA
Messenger RNA from Schistocerca piceifrons (Central American locust), 429 nucleotides. RefSeq lists its product as uncharacterized. NCBI's taxonomy places the organism in Eukaryota, Metazoa, Arthropoda, Insecta, Orthoptera, Acrididae. Bases 1 to 429 code for a protein of 142 amino acids. The record is from RefSeq and is a predicted model, not a curated record. The transcript has 4 exons.